This is a messenger RNA of Loa loa (African eye worm), 544 nucleotides long. RefSeq lists its product as hypothetical. Lineage: Eukaryota; Metazoa; Nematoda; Chromadorea; Rhabditida; Onchocercidae. The transcript has 3 exons. Bases 1 to 393 code for a protein of 130 amino acids. The record is from RefSeq and is a predicted model, not a curated record.
AUGUAUCUAAUAGGUUUGGCCACCAUCACAGCUCUGGCAAUAUGUUUUGGUGACUUGGUGUGCGGUUAUGGAAGCCGGCAGAAGAAGCAACUGUCACCAGCAUUACAGCUCGAAGAUAGCAUAAACUCCCUUUUGCGCCUUAAUGAAUUGGGAUAUAAACGAUCGUUUGGAGACCGAUCGCCAGCAAUGGAAUUACACGAUAGUUUAGAUGACCUGUUGUCUCUGCAAAAUAUUGGUAAACGACCUGCGUUAAGUCCAGCAGAUCAAUAUGCUGAACAACUCGAUGUCAUGCAACACUUGGCAGCUGCUGGCAAGAAAAGGUCACUGUCACCGGCAACUGAUUUUCAGCAGCAAAUAAAGCUUCCACAGAUACUAAUGGAUGUAGGUCGUUAAAAGAAAAAAGAAAAAAUAUCAGUUUUCCAUGUUUAUUCAUUGAUGUUUGAAUAAGUCAAGGAUCUCGAGAAAAAACGUAAAAUUUCAACUUAUUGUUAUGGCUUCCCUAAUUACUCCAAAAGCAGUAAAUACCACAGUUACUGUUAUCAUU